UUAUUCUUCUGGCGAGUAUUCGGCCUUCCCCUACCUGCCUGUUAAACCUCACAAAACCCUCAUUCGUCCCCAAGCCUCGUCACUACUCUUUCUUAUUCGUCUCGCCUCGCCGCGCCUCGCCACGCCUCGCGGCCGGAUUUCGUCCGCUCGGCACGUCGAAAAGUAAAGAGAAGUCGGAGUCGGAGUCGGAGUCGGAGUCGGAGUCGGAGUCGGAGGCUGAGGUGUGAUCAACUACCAUGUCUCGGAUCGCUCGAUCUCGCUCUCUCCCGACCCUGCUCUCCCGGCGGAGCAGAUCCCUCAGCUCUUCCUCCACCCUCUCCUCCUCCUCCUACUCCUCCUCCUCCUCCUCUGAGGCCGCCGCCGCCGCCGCUGCGGAGGAGCACGUCGCCGGCGAGCGGCCUCCUCCGACGCCUCCGCCUUCCACCGGCGCUCGCAAAUCCCGGAGUCUUCUCAAGUUUGGGGCCUUUGCAUCUCUCGCCGGCGUCCUGGGAGCCGCUGGAUAUGCCACCUAUGCAUAUACCUUAGAUGAAGUGGAUCAGAAGACUAGCUCUUUUCGGAAAACUGCCAAUCUUUCGGUCGGUGAUGAUGCACCAACUUUCGAGAAAUUCCGGGCUUUAAUUUACUCAACAGCUAUGAAAGUUCCUGUGAAGGCCAUUGAAUUAUAUCUGGAUAUUAGGAGCAAAGUUGAGGAGCAUGUGCGGGGCUUUACAGAGCCUUCAUCAGACAAGCUACUUCCCGACCUACUUCCUGAGGAACAACAUGUAUAUACUCUUGUUCUGGAUCUCAAUGAGACUCUUGUGUAUUCUGACUGGCAGCGUGAUAGAGGAUGGAGAACAUUUAAACGACCUGGUGUUGAAGCUUUCCUGGAACAUCUUGCAAAGUUUUAUGAAAUUGUUGUGUACUCUGAUCAGCUAAAUAUGUAUGUAGAUCCUGUUGUGGAAAGGUUGGAUCAAAAAGGUUGUAUUCGGUAUAAGCUGUCAAGAGCUGCAACAAAGUACCAAAAUGGGAAACAUUAUCGGGACCUAUCAAAGCUGAAUAGAGAUCCCUCACGCAUUCUUUAUGUCAGUGGACAUUGUCUAGAGUCAACUCUUCAGCCCGAAAAUUGCGUGUCCAUAAAACCAUGGAAGCUUGAAAAUGAUGAUACUGCACUACUGGAUCUUCUUCCAUUUCUAGAAUUUGUGGCCGUCCAUAGACCUGCUGACAUAAGGUCUGUCCUUGCAUCCUAUCAAGGCCGUGAUAUUGCUACCGAAUUUAUCGAGCGUUCAAAAGAAAUGAAGAGGCGGAUGCAAGAAGAGAAGCGUCCAAGUUUCUGGAGGCGUUGAGGGCACAACCGGUUUGAAGAAGCUUGUCUCGCACAUGCUUGCGUGAAUUAUUGGCUUUUUGACUCUAGCAAAUGCUUAUUGAAAGUGUUGAAAUCCAGUGGUCUUCUAUCCUUCAAUUACAUCAUUUUUGUUUUCAAUUUUAGCAGCUUUUUUCGUACUUUCAUUAGAUAUGCUGGUGAUGAACGAUAAUUUGUCAUUUGCAUUUUUUUUGCUUUUUCUAGUGUAGUGAUAAUGAUAACAUGUUAAAAGUUGGGUACUCUCCAUCUAUUGGACUUGCUCGUGAUGGCAUCAUGGCUAUUAUAAGAUGGUGAUUUUUCCUGUUACGCUAUUACGCAGCAGGAGCUGCAUUUUUGAAUAGUGAUUAUCUUUUCGUUUUGACA
This is a messenger RNA of Ananas comosus (pineapple), 1702 nucleotides long. Its product is annotated as mitochondrial import inner membrane translocase subunit TIM50-like. The transcript is spliced from 10 exons. The record is from RefSeq and is a predicted model, not a curated record. Gene Ontology annotation, molecular function: phosphoprotein phosphatase activity. NCBI's taxonomy places the organism in Eukaryota, Viridiplantae, Streptophyta, Magnoliopsida, Poales, Bromeliaceae. Bases 237 to 1322 code for a protein of 361 amino acids.